AGUCUAAAUAAGAAUCUGCCGUUAGCAUUGUUUUGAUUUUUUUUCAGGUGCUGACCUGAAUCUGGUCCAUCCCUUUCCGACCCAAACUGUUUACCCACGGGGGAGGGGAGCAGACAGCGAAAUGGAGACGCUACCAAUCAAUCCAGUGGGAGAGAAAAGCACCUCUGAACCGCAACAACAAUGGGGAGGGAACCCCAAGAAGAGCCUUCAUCCAACUACUCAAACUAGGCAGCAGCCCCAAGAGCCUGGAGUUCUCGAGCUGAGAAUGAGCCCAGCUCCCAGCCAACUUCUAGAGGUUCCUCAAGGGGCUGGAAAACUGGCUGCUGCGCUCGAAGGAGACGCCGAGAAGCCCCAUGGAUCGGCUAGUGAGAUGCCAGAGCCCCUCCGCGCUCCGGAUCUCUGGGACUGUCCGGAUGGGAGCUUUGUCAAGAAGAUCGUAAUCCGUGGCCACGGCUUGGACAAACCCAAGCUGGGCUCCCGCUGCCGCGUACUGGCUUUUGGGUUUCCUUUUGGGUCAGGGCUGCCAGAGGGCUGGACAGAGCUAACUAUGGGCUUAGGCUCGUGGAGGGAGGGAACCUGGGGGGAGCUCAUAGAGAAAUGUUUGGAGUCCAUGUGUCAGGGUGAGGAGGCGGAGCUGCAGCUCCCGGGGCACUCUGGACCUCCUGUCCGGCUCACACUGGCUUCCUUCACUCAGGGCCAGGACUCCUGGGAGCUGGAGGCCAGCGAGAAGGAGGCCCUGGCUAGGCAAGAACGUGCGCGGGGAACAGAGUUAUUUCGAGCUGGGGACCCAGAAGGGGCUGCCCGAUGCUACGGACGGGCUCUUCGGCUGCUGCUGACUUUACCUCCACCUGGCUCUCCAGAGCGCACUGUCCUUCAUGCCAACCUGGCUGCCUGUCAGUUGCUGCUGGGACAGCCCCUCCUGGCAGCCCAGAGCUGUGACCGGGCGCUGGAGCGGGAGCCUGGGCAUGUGAAGGCCUUGUACCGAAGGGGGGUUGCUCAGGCUGCCCUUGGAAACCUGGAAAAAGCAACUGCUGACCUCAAGAAGGUGCUGGCAGUCGAUCCAAAAAACCGGGCAGCCCAGGAGGAGCUGGGAAAGGUGAUCUUUCAGGGGAAGAAACAAGAUGCAGGACUGGCUCAGGGUCUCCGCAAGAUGUUUGGCUGAUUAAAAGUGAACCCUUAAAAGGGACAGAAACCUGUGAA
Myotis lucifugus (little brown bat) is the source of this 1200-nucleotide messenger RNA. It is a transcript of the gene FKBPL, whose product is annotated as FK506 binding protein like. Bases 122 to 1162 code for a protein of 346 amino acids. Gene Ontology annotation, molecular function: protein binding. NCBI's taxonomy places the organism in Eukaryota, Metazoa, Chordata, Mammalia, Chiroptera, Vespertilionidae. The transcript has a single exon. The record is from RefSeq and is a predicted model, not a curated record.